Nycticebus coucang (slow loris) is the source of this 930-nucleotide messenger RNA. Its product is annotated as olfactory receptor 4P4-like. The transcript has a single exon. The coding region runs from base 1 to 930 and encodes 309 amino acids. The record is from RefSeq and is a predicted model, not a curated record. Gene Ontology annotation, cellular component: membrane. NCBI's taxonomy places the organism in Eukaryota, Metazoa, Chordata, Mammalia, Primates, Lorisidae. Gene Ontology annotation, molecular function: olfactory receptor activity; G protein-coupled receptor activity. Gene Ontology annotation, biological process: G protein-coupled receptor signaling pathway.
AUGGAAAAUCACAACAAUGUCACGGAGUUUGUUUUCAAAGGUCUCUGGGGAAAUAAGCAAAUAGCGUUACUGUUCUUUUUCUUGUUCCUGCUUUGUUACCUUGCAGUCUUAGUGGGGAAUGUCAUCAUUUUGCUCACCAUCACCUGCAGCCAUCUAAUUGAACAACCCAUGUACUACUUCCUCUGCCACCUGUCUGUUAUGGACCUCUGCUAUACCUCCACUGUGGUCCCCCGCCUAAUCAGGGACUUGGCUGCCGCGAGAAAACACAUUUCUUACAACCACUGCAUGACCCAGCUCUUCACUGCCCACUUGCUGGCAGGGGUAGAAAUAUUCAUCCUGGUGUCCAUGGCUUUGGACCGCUAUGUUGCCAUUGUCAAGCCCCUGCACUACAUGGCCAUCAUGAGCCGGAAGAGGUGCAACCUGUUGAUUGUCAUGGCCUGGGGCGUGGGGUUUUGGCAUUCGGUGGCUCUGCUGCUCAUGGUACUCAGGUUGCCCUUCUGUGGCCCUAAUCUGAUAAAUCACUACAUAUGUGACGUCAAGCCCCUUUUGCAAUUGGUCUGCCAAGAUAUUCAUGUUGUUAGUAUCUUGGUGAUCGCUAACUCAGGGAUGGUGGUAGUUGCAAUUUUUCUUGUCCUCGUUGCUUCCUACAUUCUCAUUUUAUAUAAUCUUAGGACGAGGUCGGCCGCAGGUAGACGUAAGGCUCUCUCAACCUGUAGCUCUCACGUAAUGGUUGUCAUUUUAUUUUUUGUGCCCUGUAUCUAUACCUACGUGUUGCCAGCAGGUAGUGAGAACAAGGAUAAGGAAAUCUCUGUGUUUUACACUGUGAUUGCCCCCAUGCUGAAUCCUCUCAUCUAUACCCUGAGAAAUGUGGAGAUGAAAGUUGCCAUGAGAAAGGUGUGGUCUCGAAUGUCACAUUCAGAAUUCAAGUAA